Molecule: messenger RNA, 5893 nt
Organism: Leucoraja erinaceus (little skate)
Lineage: Eukaryota; Metazoa; Chordata; Chondrichthyes; Rajiformes; Rajidae
Gene: gpcpd1
Product: glycerophosphocholine phosphodiesterase 1
Exons: 21
Coding region: 269-2338 (689 amino acids)
Biological process (GO): glycerophospholipid catabolic process
Molecular function (GO): starch binding; glycerophosphocholine phosphodiesterase activity
Source: RefSeq, a predicted model, not a curated record
GAGAGAGAGAAAAGAAAGAGAAGGACGGACGGACGAGCGUUGCAUCGCCUGUAACCCGCCGGCAGACAAAGUAUUUCGCUGACGGCUGAGGAAGAACGCGUUCUUGAUGCCGCGCUACAGGAGUGUGGUGGCGACGUCGUCGACGGCUCGGAUCCCCGAAGACUGGGGUCUGAAGAUUUAAAGGCAAUCGAUGAUGACAGCAUGACACUGCAGAAGCCAACUUUAUACAGUAACAUCAGCAAUUGGUAGUGCCUCGGCAUCGCUAAGGAUGGGCACUUCAAGGGUCACUUUCAAAAUAAAGGGAACUACACUUCCAGGUGAAGUGUUUGCAGUAUGUGGGAAUUCAACUGCGCUUGGCAAUUGGUCGUGUCAGAAAGCCUUGUUUCUCGAUCCCACGGCAGAUGAUGAAAUAACAUGGACUGCAACAGUUAAUCUUCCAAGAGCCAUUCAUUUCAAAUAUCGAUACUUCAAAUGUUAUUUUAUUGAACCCAAGAACCCUGCUGAUCUUCGGCAAGUGCUAGUCAACAAGUGGGAGACUCAUCCUCAUCCACGAUCAUUUAAACCGUCGGGAGAGGAGUGCAUAUUGGAUGAUGGAAACUUUGGGAUCCACAAUGACAUUGAGAAAUUGGAUUCUGGCUGGUUAACAUGCCAAAGUGAAAUUCGCUUGAGGUUGCACUAUUCUGAAAAACCUCCAGUUUCCAUAUCCAAAAAGAAGUUCAAGAAAUCAAGAUUUAGGGUGAAAUUGACAUUGGAGGGAUUUGAAGAAGAGGGUGAAGAAGGUGAAGAUGAUGACAAACCUGUGACUACCUUAGCUGAGAAAAUCGCCAAUACUUUAGAAAUUGCCUUAAUCAGCAACAAUGGAUACAGGUCACGUCACUCUCAGCCAGAAUGUGGCUAUGCCUUGGAACCUGGCCAGUGGACAGAGUAUAGCAUUCAAACUAUGGAGCCAGAUAACCUGGAGCUAAUUUUUGACUUCUUUGAGGAAGAGUUGGGCGUAGCAGUGGUGAAAGGUGACCCACUUCCUGGUCAUGUCGGCUCUGCCUGUCUUCUCUCUUCUACAAUAGUAGACAAAUCCAGUGGACUUAUCACGCUUCCUAUCAUGAGCAGAAAUUCGAGAAAGACUCUUGGGAAAGUAAAAGUUGACUACAUCGUUAUUAAGCCCAUAGAAGGGUUUAUUUGUGAUAUGUCUCCUUCACUGUCCAAGUACUGGAAACCAAGAAUGCCCUUGGAUGUUGGGCACAGGGGUUCCGUAAACUCAACAUCAGCAACCCUCGCAAAGGUCAGAGAAAACACAAUAGCUUCCUUUAAAAAUGCCGCUAGUCACGGUGCUGCCUUUGUAGAAUUCGAUGUACAUCUUUCAAAGGACCACGUUCCAAUUGUAUACCAUGAUCUCACCUGUUGUAUAUCAAUGAAAAAGAAAAUGGACAAAGAAUCUUCAGAAUUAUUUGAAAUUCCAGUAAAGGAGCUUACAUUUGAACAGUUACAAUUAUUAAAGUUGGCUCAUGUGGCUGCUUUGAAGGUGAAUGAUGAUAAAGAAAAUUUGGAUGACGAAAAUGAUGUUUCAGAAAACCAGCCAUUUCCUUCCUUGCAGCAGGUUUUAUUAUGUGUGCCUGAGAAUAUUGGAUACAACAUUGAAAUUAAAUGGCCCUGUCAACAAAAGGAUGGUGUGUGGGAGGGCAACUUGCCAACAUAUAUGGAUAUGAAUAAAGCCAUUGAUAUAAUCUUAAAAUGUACUUUGGAAAAUGCUUCUAAUCGAAGAAUAGUGUUCUCCUCAUUCGUUGCUGAUGUCUGCUCUAUGAUCAGGCAGAAGCAAAACAAGUAUCCAGUUCUUUUCUUGACCCAAGGCUAUACUAAUAGCUAUCCCGAGUUUAUGGAUCUCCGGUGUCGAACCACGCCAAUUGCAAUGAGUUUUGCACAGUCAGAAAACCUUCUGGGAGUCAAUGUUCAUACAGAGGACUUGUUGCGAAAUCCAGAUUAUAUUCAACAAGCUAAAUCAAAAGAUUUGGUCAUUUUUUGCUGGGGUAAUGACACCAAUGAGUCAGAAAAUAGGAGAAUAUUGAAACAGAAAGGAAUUGAUGGCCUAAUCUAUGACAGGAUCUGUGACUUCAUUCUGGGGCAGGCCGAUUUCUUCGAAGUUGAGGAAUUAGAUGAACUGACGCAACAGUUGCCAGACGAAGCCUUUGUCGAUUGCUCUUGUCCUGAUAUCAACCACUUUGCCUGCCAGUCAGUUCCAGAGAGCAACGUCAGUGGAAACUCCUAUCCAAGUGAAAUUAAAAGCAGUGAGCAGGAAAUGUACAGCACAGAAUCGGACUCUGGGCAAAGCUGCAGUUCAUUUUGAUCCCCUCUUCACUUUGUUUCUUCCAUCUUCUGAUGUUACCGAUUUUUUAUUUUCCUUUGAAAAGACAUGAACAAUAAUCUAGAUUCUUUAAUUUUUCACGUCAAUUUGGUUAAAAGAAACAUUUGCUGCAGAUAUGUUUAGAGGGGGAUGCUUAUUAUUUUGUAUAUAUUUUGUGCCAUAUAAAAGUCCAGGAGGGUGAGCAUUUCUGCAUUGGUUCAUUAGGUUAGAGUUCAUAUUGUAGGUUUAUAUUAAUGCUAUUAACUUUUAUUUGGGCAUGGAUUUCACAUAUGCACAUGAUGCUUCAUUUCAGGAAGAAAUCAGUUUCCAUAGAAGGUGACUGAUGGAAAAUGAAGUGAUCUAUUUUACAAUUCAAGAAUACAUGCCUCAUUAUGUAAUAAACACUUACUGUAACAUUUUUAUAAAAUGGAUGGUAGUUGCAUAUGAUUCUUUUGACAUGUUCUGCUCAAAAGAUGUAAAGAAUUAUCGUCUAGGUGUCAAAUGUUAGAUUGAGCUAUUUUUGCUAUGGCGAUUCCUGAUUUCCAAUACUCUUGCAAACAGAAGUCUUAAUGUUAAAUUAUUUGCUUUCAAGUGUCAUGUGCUGACUAUUCUCACUCACUGUACAGUAAAUACUUUCAAUAUUUUAUCUCUAUGUACAAAUGAUCUUGAUCUUGAUACAAUGGAGGAACACAAUUAUGUAAUCUAUGGGUAUAUCAAUUGCAUGAUUGAAAGGAGAUAGUUGAAACUUAAUGGAGGAAAUGCCAAUUGUAGCACAGACACCACAAGUCCUAGCUCUUGAUGGGUACAACUGUGAUUACCCUCCACCAACUGAUAUAUAGUAAAUUUGCUCUUUAAAAAAAUUAUGUUUUGGGAAUUAUAACAAGCAUGUGACUUAUGUCCAUCUAAAUUUAGAAAUGUUAUGGAAUGGAAUCAGAAAUUGAAAUUUGACGUUCCGUUUUAGCAUCUCUGUAUUGAACUGAGAUUCAGCACUCUAUAAUCAUGUGGCCUGAUGCAUGUUGAAUCUUGUAGUCUUGAGUAUAUUGUAGAACUCUUAGUGUGUAUUCUACCAUUGAGUUAAAUUGGAAUUUUGCAAAUCUGAUAAUCUCUAUAUUGUGUAAAUAAAAGUGGUUCUGUAUGACUUCCUGUUACAAUCAAUAUGGGAAGUGAACGGAGAACAAAACUUGAGCAACUUGAUCACCUCAUUUGUUCCAAAAAUUUGAUUUGCACUUUAACUCCUUUUUACCUCUAUUUUGAAAUUAACUAUUGUUGAGUCCUUAUUUAAGUGAAGAUGUCUCUGCAAAUGUUUUUUAACUUGGCAGUUGUCUCUUCCGUUGUGACCCUUCAACAGAGAUGGGGGUUCACUCUUUGCUUAACAUUUAGGGUAUUUGCAGUAUUAUAGUAAUAUAUAACACAAGGAUUAAGGUGCUGUUGUUCUGCAGUAAUUCUGAUCUCCUUUGAAUUGGUUUGGCAUGUGUAAUUGUGUCAAAAGAGCUUUGUAUCUCUCCAGGGUUUCAGCUGGUCAAUAUUGCUCAUACACUGCUUUAAUGUUGAAUAUGUUUAUUGGCCAAGUAUGUACACAUACAAGGAAUUUUAGAAACUGCAUUUUGAUUUAAUAUGACUGUCCAUGUAACCUCUGAAUUGUAUUUUUCAAUAUCUAAGUCAACCGUUACAGUUUAAGAUAACACAACUGAAAUUCAUAACUUGCAUGUGCAAACUCGGGUAAAGAAAUCUAUGACUAUUGCAGAAGUCAAUAUUCAAUCUUGAAGAAAUUAUAAACCUUGUUUCACCAAAUAUGUCUGUGAUCUGGUCAAUUCGACGGACUUUGGGUUGUUUUAUUUUAUUCAGUCUUUUACACGUAUACAUGGUAUGUUACGUUUGAGAUAUUGUGAAAUCUAAAUUGUCUCCAUAGCAAAUUAGGGUUCUUUUGCUUUGAUAAUAGACAAUAGGUGCAGGAGUAGGCCAUUCGGCCCUUAGAGCCAGCACUGCCAUUCAAUGUGAUCAUGGCUGAUCAUCCACAAUCAGUACACCGUUCCUGCCUUCUCUCCAUAUCCCUUAACUCAGCUAUCCCUAAGAGUUCUAUCUAACUCUUUGAAAGCAUCCAGCGACCCAGCCUCCCCGCCCUCUUUCAGUCCUACUCCAAUAGGUCUGAAGAAGGAUCCCAACUCGCCUUUGUCCAUUACCUCCAAAAAUGCUUCCUGACCUGGAUUCCUCCAGCACUUUGAUUUUUUUUUUCCCCCUGUCCCCUAUAUCUCUGCCUCUGGUUUUGUGGUUAAAAUCCCUCCUUAUCUGACUCCCUUUUGUCUCCGUUUCACCCUCUAGCCUUUCUCACUUACUCCACCUCUCUGCCGAUCAUCACUCAUUCCCCCUCCCCCACCUUGCCAAGCUUUGUAUUGCUUCUACCUUUUUUCCAGCUUCCCCCUCACCCCCAUCCACUCCCGUCUGAAGAAGUCCCAACCCGAAACAGCAUCUAUCCAUUCCCUUCUGACCCGUUGAGUUCCUCCAGCACUUUGUGUUUUGCUCAAGUUUCUUGUUUAAUUCGGUUGGGAAUCUUAAUGACUCCUAUAUUCCCUUCCUAAAAGCUUACACUGCUGUCUGCAAUUUUUAUAUGCUUCUUAAAACUUACUAUCCUGAUAUGUGGAUACUGAGGUGAGAUGGGAUGGUGGUGGCUGAUGGAUAGAUGAUUGGCAAAGACCAGAGAUAUUCAGAACCUUGUCUUUUUUUUUGUACAACCUGAAAUGUCACGUAUCCAUGUUCUCCAGAGAUGCUGCCUGACCAGUUGAAUUACUACAGCACUGCCUUUUCUUUGUACGACCCCACCCCUCUCCCAGUCUUCCCCACCCACCACCAUCAGUCCGAUGAAGGGUUCCGAUCUGAAAUGCCAGUUUGCAAACUGACACUCUAAAUUUGGCACUCUUAAAUCUCUGCCACUUGGCCUCCCAGCAAACCCAUCCUGCACUGCCCACUCUGCCCACUUCUGCUAACCCAGAAUAGUCAAAUAAGGGCGCAGCGGUAGAGUUGCUGCCUUGCAGUGCCGGAGACCCUGCUUCGAUCCCGAUUACGAGUGCUCUCUGCAUGGAGUUUGUACGUUCUACCCGUGACCACGUGGAUUUUCUCCGAAAUCUUCAGCUUCGUCCCACACUCCAAAGAUGUGCAGGUUUGUAGGUUAAUUAGCUUAGUAUAAUUGUAAAAUUGUCCCUGGUGCGUGUAGGAUACUGUUAGUGUGCAGGAAUCUCUGGUCAGUGCAGACUCGGUGGGCCAAAGGGGCCUGUUUCCGCACUGUAUCGAAACUAAACCGGGCUGUGAUAAUCCUGAAUUAUAACUCGUUUUUUUUUUCCCCGUGAAAUAAUUUGUGAUGGGUUUGGUGACCCUCAGACUAUCCUCGAUUGGACUUUGCUAGAUUCACCUUGCAAUAAAUGUUAUUCCCUUCUGUUUCUGUACACUGUAAAUGGAUUGAUUGUAAUCGUGUGUUUUGCUGCUGACUGGUUAGCAGGCAACAAAAGCUUUUAACUGUACCUCGAUACACGUGACAAUAAACUAACUAAAGUUAUAGAAGCAGAA